GACAUUUGUAUCACUCCAUAUUCCAAUCAACGGGGUGACGUCAUGACUGUGUAUCUAUGUCUCUCACUAACUGUACCAGUGAAGCUCACUCCACCACACAUAACCUCCCCAUGUCUCAUCUCACAGCUCGUGCAGUAACCAUCUGCUGCCGGCCAUCCCGCUGAAAGGGAGACAGCGGGAGGGGAGAGAAGAGGGAUACAGACAGACAGACAGGUGGCUGGUUACACAUAGAGCGCGCGCGCAGGUGCUCCCUCUCUCCACUACGGACGCGUGCCUCCUCAGAUGUCAGAGGCGGGAAGCUGCUGUGCCUCGCGCUGCAGGACAACGGCAGGAUGGCGGGAGGACGACGAGGUCUGGUGGCUCCUCAGAACACCUUCCUGGAAAACAUCGUCCGCCGCUCCAACGAUACAAAUUUUGUGCUGGGGAAUGCUCAGAUUGUGGACUGGCCAAUUGUCUACAGCAACGAUGGCUUCUGCAAGCUCUCUGGUUACCAUCGAGCUGAGGUCAUGCAGAAGAGCAGCACAUGCAGUUUUAUGUAUGGAGAGCUGACAGACAAGGAGACAACGGAAAAAGUGCGGCUGACUUUUGAGAAUUAUGAGAUGAACUCUUUUGAGGUUCUGAUGUACAAGAAGAACAGAAUGCCAGUCUGGUUUUUUGUCAAGAUUGCUCCCAUCAGGAACGAGCAGGACAAAGUUGUGCUUUUUCUCUGCACCUUCAGUGAUAUCACCGCCUUCAAGCAGCCAAUAGAGGAUGAGUCAUCAAAAGGCUGGGGUAAAUUUGCCCGUCUGACCCGGGCGCUAACCAGCAGUCGUGGAGUUCUUCAGCAGCUCGCUCCAGCCGUCCACAAGGGAGAGAGCAUUCACAAACACUCCCGGCUUGCAGAGGUUCUCCAGCUUGGUUCAGACAUUUUGCCUCAAUACAAGCAGGAAACUCCAAAGACACCACCGCACAUCAUCCUGCACUAUUGCCUCUUCAAAACCACCUGGGAUUGGGUCAUCCUCAUCCUCACCUUCUACACCGCCAUCAUGGUGCCCUACAAUGUCUCAUUCAAAACAAAGCAGAACAAUGUCACCUGGCUGGUGGUGGACAGCAUUGUGGAUGUCAUUUUCCUUGUGGACAUCGUUCUCAACUUCCACACCACCUUUGUUGGUCCAGCCGGGGAAGUCAUCUCAGAUCCAAAGCUCAUCCGCAUGAACUACGUGAAGACCUGGUUCGUCAUUGACCUGCUGUCCUGUCUGCCUUACGACGUCAUUAAUGCCUUUGAGAACGUCGACGAGGGAAUCAGCAGCCUCUUCAGUUCACUCAAAGUGGUCCGACUGCUGCGUUUAGGCCGUGUUGCUCGGAAGCUUGACCACUACAUAGAGUACGGUGCCGCCGUACUGGUUCUGCUGGUCUGCGUGUUUGGCCUGGCAGCCCACUGGCUGGCGUGUAUCUGGUACAGCAUCGGAGACUACGAAGUGAUCGAUGAGGAGACCAACAGUGUGAGGAUGGACAGCUGGUUGUACCUGCUGGGGGAGACGGUGGGGAGACCGUACAGACUCAACUCCUCCGGACGCUGGGAGGGCGGACCCAGUAAAGACUCAGUCUAUAUCACCUCGCUGUACUUUACCAUGACCAGUCUGACCAGCAUUGGCUUCGGGAACAUUGCACCAAACACUGAUGGGGAGAAGAUCUUUGCUGUGGCCAUGAUGAUGAUCGGAUCGUUGCUUUAUGCGACUAUCUUUGGUAACGUCACCACCAUCUUCCAGCAGAUGUACGCCAACACCAACCGCUACCACGAGAUGCUCAACAGUGUGAGAGACUUCCUCAAACUCUAUCAGGUUCCCAAAGGCCUCAGUGAGCGAGUGAUGGACUACAUCGUAUCCACCUGGUCCAUGACCAGAGGCAUCGACACUGACAAGGUGCUGCAGAUUUGUCCCAAGGACAUGCGGGCGGACAUCUGUGUCCACCUCAACAGGAAGGUGUUCAAGGAGCACCCAGCGUUUCGGUUGGCCAGUGACGGCUGUUUGCGAGCCCUCGCCAUGGAGUUCCAGACCAUCCACAGUGCGCCGGGUGACCUCAUCUACCACGCCGGAGAGAGCGUGGACAGCCUUUGCUUUGUGGUGUCGGGAUCGCUGGAAGUCAUCCAGGAUGAUGAGGUGGUGGCCAUUUUAGGGAAAGGUGACGUUUUCGGGGACGUGUUCUGGAAGGAGAUGACGCUGGCUCAGUCCUGCGCGAACGUCAGAGCGCUGACCUACUGCGACCUCCACGUCAUCAAGCGCGACGAGCUGCAGAAGGUUCUGGAGUUCUACUCCAACUUUGCAAACCACUUUGCCAGAAACCUGGUGCUGACCUAUAACCUGAGGAAGAGGAUCAUCUUCCGUAAAAUCGUUGAUGUGAAACGUGAAGAGGAGGAAAAGCUGAAAAGAAAGGAUGAAGCUCUUCUGAAUCUUCCUCCUGACCACCCGGUCCGUCGGCUCUUCCAGCGGUUUCGGCAGCAGAGGGAGGCUCGGCUCGCCGCUGAGCGUGUCUGUCUGAGUAGCGGGGAUGUGGAGAAAGGUGUGGCUCACCCGGAGCCCAGAGGGCCACAAAUACUAGCCUCCACCAGUAUUACCAUGGUAACUGAGAGCUCUGACACACCUACCACCUCCGCCUCAUCUACAGCAUCGCUCUCAUGCAGGAGCGCCAACCGAGUCGUUCACCAAACUUCUGUGGUCCAAAACGGUAACAUAGCCGGAUGCAAGUCUGUGGAGCCGCCCAAAGCUAAAGGCUGGGGACGGUUCAAGGAGGCGGUGGUGAAAGCUGAAUCGUGGAGCAGCGUCUCCAAGGCGGAGUCCAUGGAAACGCUGCCCGAUAGAACUAAGUCUCAGGAUGGAAUGUCCCUGAAAAAAACCGACUCCUGUGACAGCGGCAUCACAAAGAGCGACCUCCGCUUGGACAAUGUCGGCGAUGCUCGGACUCCUCAGGAGAGGAGUCCAGUCCAGUCUGAGGAGAAGAAGGUUUUCUGUUCCAUACCAGAGCAAAGCGUGCAAGCCUCUUUCCUCGAGCUAAAACAGGAAUUAAGAGCAGACAUCAAAUCUCUGAAUAGCCGCAUGGCGACGUUGGAGACUCAGCUUGCUGAGCUGCUUGGACUUCUCAAAUCCAGGAAGUCGUCUGGCUGCUUCUUUGAAGCGUCUCGACCUCCUUCCCCAGAUUCCGACAAAGACAGCCUAUCUUAACACGGAUGGGCUCCACCUUCCAUGUGUACAGGGCUUGUUGACUCAAAAUGGACCUGAAAUCUGAGGGAAUCAAACGGAGUCUCCAGAUGUCAACAAAGAACAUCUGCUGAUCACAUGGAGGACAGCGACUCCUCUGAUAUUGUUGCACUCAACUGUUUGAACUGAAAUGACUAUUGUUAUUUUUGCGUUAGGAGUCGCCUCAGUUCUGCUUGCACCUUUACUUCUCAGGAGAGUUUGAGACUGUCCGACCUCCCCCUCUUAUCAGCAAUAAGUGUUGGCUUUACCGUAGUUUAGCUGGACUCUGGCACUGUGAUGAAGGGCAUUUUGUCAUGACCGUUUAUCGGAUGCCUUUUUUUCUCUGAUGAAGCCUGCUUAACUGUUCUCAACCUUCUGCUACUGAAGCAAUGAAGCCUCCAUCGCUGGUCAAGGUUAGCAUUGUCGGACUUUUCCUCUUCACAUCGGGUCAUCUCAUUCACAUUAGCGUCUCUUUGUGGUUUCCGUCCAAACCAACGUUAUCUGAACAUUUUGACUUCAUACAAAGGAUCACUGAUGAAUGUCCUUACUAGAGCUCAACACUGUGCACAGGCUUCAAAACCUUAACUUUUCACAGCGGUCUUGUUUUCUAUUGCCAGUAAAUGUGAAGGAACACACUGUGAGAAAGAAAAAAGCCAGUUCACGUCACUAAAGUGGAAUUUGCGUUUCUUUUCAGAGCAUUUGGGGAAGUUUAGCCUCGUACUGACUUUGCUGUUUGCUCUUUUCUUGCUCAGUCAUGAAAUCAUGCAAAUAUCUGUGAAAACAGCAGCAGCAUUACAGGGUUUUUGAACAAUCUAUUAUCCAUUGUUACUGAUUAUCUUACAAUGUAGAUACUCUUACACUCACAUGUACUAACAUCUGUUUGUUUUUUUUGUCAAAGGCAGCCACUCUGACAUUUGUGGUUUUGGUCAUGUUUCACGGUUCCUUGGACCUGGUUCUUCUGCUUCCAUAUCAGGUUGAUUUUUAUGGCACAUUUCCCAUCCUGCUACCACUUUUCUUGGGCUCAUCCAGGACUGGGCUGUGGGGCCAGCAGUGUAACGCCUUAGACACAUGCACACGUAUUGGUGCUGUGGGUUUUUGGGUUUUCCAGGCCCGUGGACGGUCAUAGAGUGGAGCAGCUGCAUCUUAAGAGGCGCACAGGUGAGCCUGGUAGUUCGUUUGAGGCUCGUACGAUCAUCUGGAAGGAACGUUGUAAAACUGGAAUGUCGUGUGUGGCAAAUAACCGUGAAGUAUUUGUAAGGAUAAUGUACGUUGCAGGCACUUAUGCCACACUCUAGUGGUUAGUAAGAUGCAAAUACAUGGCGUGUGCAAUACAUAAGUGCCCUCAUUACUAAUACUACGUCCAUGUUCUUUAUCGAGCUUUUAGCAUAUUGUGGACAAGCACUACUUGAUCCUAGCGUAUGUAUCUACGGUUUGAGGAGGCUGGUGCGAAAUGUCGUAGUGUCGCAUAUCUUUCUCAAUGCUUUUAAUUUCAUUGAUAGAUGAAAAAUUUCACGUCAUAAAAUUCCAUCCGGGCACAAACUGCAAUUUCUUCUCUAUAAUCAAAUUUCAAAGGGGUGGCACUUUCCAACAAAGUCCAAGUUCCCGUAAAACCCGAAAAACAAACUUUUAAACUUAAGUAGCUACGCGUGAACGCUUGGGUUUUGAACAUAGAAGCCCGAAAUGGACGUAUACACGUGUUUACAUACCUUUCAUUGGAAGUGGAGGCUUUAACGCCCGUUUCCAAUCUGGUGUGAACGUAGUAUAGCAGUCAGGCUGCCGGCAAGAAGCACGCUCUUAUCACGUACACAGCACUAAGGGCUCCCUGCACAGUCGCUGGGUUUGGGACGUUAAAGUAAAAUAUAACCGUGCUACAUACCUGCAAUUCAACUACUUCACCCUUACUUACCCGUACAUGCUGGAUAAGUGUUGGCUUCGACUUGUCACCCACAGCAUGCCUGUAGACAAAAAAAUGUACACAAGCAUUUUCUACUGUACGGGCUCAAUGAGAGGUCUAUAAUCUUAAAAUGUCAUGCAGGCCACCUGUGUAUCCUGCACAGGUUUGCCCACUUUUCACUCACAGACACUUGUGACUAACGCAAAAACAAAGAUGCCCAGACUUCCCUCUUCCUGACCACUUCCUCCAGCUCCACAGGGUACUCCAAGCCGUUCCCAGGCCAGUAGAGACACGUAGUUUCUCCAGCGUGUUCUGGGUCUUCCCCGAGGUCUCCACCCAGUGGGACAUGCCUAGGGGGCCGGCUUAACUGGCUCCUCUCGAUGUGGCUACCACUUUGAAAGACUUGUUGAACAACCAAUGAAGUUACUAAAUAUGGAACACACUUUAUGAUGAAGAAACCGUGACAAAAAACAGCACACCAUCAGUUCCUCUGUUUAUUUAACCCUUGUGCUAUCUUAGAUGACCCCACCCUUCCAUUGACGUGUUCUCCCUACCAGGACAAAGGUGGAUAAAGGUGGAAAGAUUUC
This is a messenger RNA of Oryzias latipes (Japanese medaka), 5693 nucleotides long. It is a transcript of the gene kcnh1b, whose product is annotated as potassium voltage-gated channel, subfamily H (eag-related), member 1b. The record is from RefSeq and is a predicted model, not a curated record. Gene Ontology annotation, biological process: regulation of membrane potential; potassium ion transmembrane transport. Gene Ontology annotation, molecular function: delayed rectifier potassium channel activity. Gene Ontology annotation, cellular component: voltage-gated potassium channel complex; plasma membrane. NCBI's taxonomy places the organism in Eukaryota, Metazoa, Chordata, Actinopteri, Beloniformes, Adrianichthyidae.